Brassica oleracea var. oleracea is the source of this 1671-nucleotide messenger RNA. Its product is annotated as serine carboxypeptidase-like 35. The record is from RefSeq and is a predicted model, not a curated record. Lineage: Eukaryota; Viridiplantae; Streptophyta; Magnoliopsida; Brassicales; Brassicaceae. Gene Ontology annotation, molecular function: serine-type carboxypeptidase activity. Bases 83 to 1468 code for a protein of 461 amino acids. The transcript is spliced from 8 exons. Gene Ontology annotation, biological process: proteolysis. Gene Ontology annotation, cellular component: vacuole.
CAUCACCACAUUAUAAAAAAAGGCGUGUGGCCUCAAAUUAUGUUUAGAAGAUUUGUAAACAAAGAGGCGAGAGCGUUUAACGAUGGAGAAGAACGCACUCUGGCUGCUGUGCAUUCUGGUGUUGCCGGUGAUAGCCUGUGGUAAUAAGGAGGAUGACCUGGUUACCGGUUUACCGGGUCAACCACCGGUUAACUUCAGACAUUACUCCGGGUACGUGAAUCUCGGGCCUCGACAGAAGCAGAAGUCACUUUUCUACUGGUUCUUCGAAGCUCAGCAAAACACCGCUCGCCGUCCUCUAGUCCUCUGGCUCAACGGAGGACCUGGUUGCUCAGCGAUCGCCACUGGUGCUGCGCAAGAACUAGGCCCGUUUCUGGUCCAUACCAAAGGUGGCAACCUCACCUUCAAUGAAUUCUCUUGGAACAAAGAGGCCAAUAUCUUGUUCUUGGAAGCACCGGUAGGCGUUGGGUUUUCGUACAGUAAUAACUCAACUGAUCUUCAAAACCUAGGAGAUCAAGUUACUGCAGAGGAUUCUCUUGUGUUUUUGAUCAACUGGUUCAAGAAAUUCCCCGAGUUUCGUUCAAACGAGUUUUACAUCACCGGAGAGAGUUAUGCAGGUCACUAUGUUCCUCAGCUUGCGGAGGUCAUUCACGACAGGAACAAGAAGGUUACAAGAGAUUCUCGCAUCAAUCUCAAGGGAAUCAUGAUUGGAAACCCAGUGAUCAAUGAAGCGACCGACGCUGCAGGAAUAGUUGACUACGCGUGGAGCCACGCCUUAAUAUCGGACGAGGUUCAUAAACUCAUUCACGACUCGUGCCGGUUUGGAGAUAAACUAACGGCACAAUGCAACAAAAGUUUCACAGGGUUUACAGCUUACGCUGCGAUCAAUAUAUACAGCAUCUACACUCCCGUUUGCCUCUCCUCCUCGCCAUCUUCUAAAAACCAUACGCGUGUUAUGUCUGAUCAUAAUCUCCUCACUUCACAAGAUAUCUGGGGUAGGUUACCUUACGCGUACGACCCGUGCACACCACACUAUGCCGAGAAAUAUUUCAAUAGGAAAGAUGUGCAGGUCGCACUUCACGCAAACGUCACAAACAUACCUUACCCGUACACAGCUUGCAGUUCGGUGAUAAAAUGGACUGAAGCUCCGACCACGGUGAUUCCCAUCAUCCAAAAGCUCUUGAAGGGUGGCCUCCGCAUUUGGCUCUAUAGCGGAGAUACGGAUGGGAGACUUCCAGUAACAUCUACGCGCUAUAGCUUAAGGAAGAUGAGACUUAAGGUGGAGUCACCAUGGAGGUCAUGGUUCCACAAGAGUGAAGUGGCUGGCUGGGUUGAGACUUACGCAGGAGGACUAACUUUUGUCACCGUGAGAGGCGCUGGUCAUCAGGUUCCGCUCUUUGCUCCGGCGCAAUCCCUCACCUUAUUCUCACACUUUCUCGCUUCCCUCCCAUUGCCUUCUUCUCGUUUCUAAUCGGCACCACAAAUGAUCAAGUCAUUGCAUGUUUCUAUGGAAAAGUCAAGAUCUCAGUGUGUCUUUUGUUUUUUUUUUUGGCUUGUUUUGCGAUUAUCAUGUUAGCUGUGUGGUGAGAAUAAUGUAAUACUCUUCCUAGAGUCCAAUGUAUAUAUGAAUGUGAGAUAAAUGGAAUAAAACAUAGGAAAAGCUUUGAACGUCUC